Molecule: messenger RNA, 903 nt
Organism: Fraxinus pennsylvanica
Lineage: Eukaryota; Viridiplantae; Streptophyta; Magnoliopsida; Lamiales; Oleaceae
Source: the annotation of a GenBank genome assembly
AUGGCCUCUUACUAUUCUGCCACUGGCGCCAUAUUUUUGCUCUUCAUCUUCUUCCUCUCUUCUUCAAUGGCUGCUUUAGUUAAGGAACAGCCCCUUGUGUUGAAAUACCACCGAGGGCCUCUUCUUAAGGGCACCAUCACCGUUAAUCUCAUCUGGUAUGGAAAGCUCACACCCAUCCAACGCUCCAUAAUCAUUGAUUAUCUGCAAUCCAUCAACUCUGUAAAGUCUCCGGUGCCUUCUGUUUCAAUAUGGUGGAAAACAACGGAGAAAUACAAGGGUGGUGCACUUGGUUCAUCAAACCUCGUGGUAGGGAAACAAAUCCUGGACGAAAAUUAUUCUUUAGGAAAGUCUCUCAAGAAUUCCCAUAUAAUUUUCUUGGCGGCUAAGGGCGGGCAUUUAAGCGGGUCGGUUAAUGUUGUUUUGACGGCGAAGGAUGUCUUCGUUGAUGGGUUUUGCAUGAAUCGGUGCGGUGGACAUGGAUCGACCCGCGGGCCGACUCGGUUCGCAUAUGCUUGGGUUGGGAAUUCGGAGACACAGUGCCCGGGUUAUUGUGCAUGGCCAUUUCAUCAACCAGUUUAUGGGCCGCAAACGCCGCCACUGGUGGCGCCGAACGGCGACGUAGGAGUUGACGGGAUGGUGAUUAAUUUGGCUACUGUUUUGGCGGGUACAGUGACGAACCCGUUCAAUAACGGGUAUUUUCAGGGCCCACCAACGGCGCCAUUGGAGGCAGUGACGGCUUGCACAGGAGUUUUCGGGUCGGGCGCGUACCCGGGUUACGCUGGCAACGUUUUGACCGAUAAGACCACUGGAGCUAGCUACAAUGCGCAUGGGGUGAACGGCCGAAAGUACUUGCUCCCGGCGAUGUGGGAUCCACAAACAUCUAAAUGUUCAACACUUGUUUGA